Messenger RNA from Cyanistes caeruleus (blue tit), 834 nucleotides. The record is from RefSeq and is a predicted model, not a curated record. Lineage: Eukaryota; Metazoa; Chordata; Aves; Passeriformes; Paridae.
GCGUGUCCCACCCGGUGCCGCUGGUGCCGCUGACGGAGGAGAACGAGGAUGCCAUGGAGGACCGGCGCUUCCGGAGCCUCCUGCGGCAGCUGGGGCUGCGGCCCCCUGCCAGCGAGCAGGAAUCCUUCUGGCGCAUCCCGGCCGCCCUCACCCCGCAGCAGCUCCGGCGUGCGGCCGCCUCCAUCGCCCACCGUGGCCCCUCAGGAGCCCCCCAGGACCUGCCAGAGCCACCCAAGUGCCCCCAGGACCUGGCUCCAGCAGAGCCGGCAGGGCUGGGAUCGGACUCGGAGAGCGAGGAGCCCGUCCCCGUCCCCAGCCCAGUGCAGCCGCGCACCAAGAGGCGCCGGGAGCUCACCAGCGAGGAUGAGGACGGUGGGAGCUCAGGCACCGAACCGGCCCCUGCGGCUCCCUGCUCCGAGGAGGAUGAGGAGGAUGAAGGUCCACAGCCCCAGGGGAGGCGGAAGCGCAUCCGCUGCCUGGAUGAGGAAGAGGAGGACGACUGAGUGGCUCCCCAUACCACGCCUGUGCCCAGGCCCUGUGCUGUUUCCUGGGCUUUUUGCAGAUUUUAUUGGAUUUCUGCAGGUUUUCUGCAGGUUUUCUGGUGUUUCUACAGGUUUUCUGGGGUUUCUGCAGAUUUUCUUCUGCAGGUUUUGAUGCUGCUUUUAAAGGCUGCACAAGCAACCAGUUUCUUCGCCUUCCCCCACCUUCCCCUGGUGUCACCAUCUCCGUUUUACCCCAAAUUCCCUCUUUUUCUUCAGCUCUUGGGGGUUUUUUUUCCUAAAACUUUUUACGUCUGGACAGGGCCUAAAUAAAUAAAGGUGACUUUUGGCCUUC